This is a messenger RNA of Anguilla anguilla (European eel), 1581 nucleotides long. Its product is annotated as alpha-1,6-mannosyl-glycoprotein 4-beta-N-acetylglucosaminyltransferase-like. Gene Ontology annotation, molecular function: acetylglucosaminyltransferase activity. The coding region runs from base 1 to 1581 and encodes 526 amino acids. NCBI's taxonomy places the organism in Eukaryota, Metazoa, Chordata, Actinopteri, Anguilliformes, Anguillidae. Gene Ontology annotation, biological process: protein N-linked glycosylation. The record is from RefSeq and is a predicted model, not a curated record. The transcript has 3 exons.
AUGCGCUGUCCGGGCUGCAGCCGGCGCUGCUUGGCCUGGUUCUACAGGUACCUGCCAGUCCGCUUCCUCUUCCUCCUGUGGCUGUUUUUCACUGGCUCCUUCAUCUUCGUCUUCUACACGAACCACUCCAGAAGCGGCUUCAGAAAACACUUGGUUUCCGAGAGGGGGACCGCAGAAAACAGGACCGCAGAGGACAGGACCGCAGAGAACGGGACCGCAGAGAACGGGACCGCAGAGAACGGGACCGCAGAGAACGGGACCAGUGGGGUUACCGGAGGUGCCAACGCGACCCUGGCCUCGCCUCCGGUUACCUGUCCGCUCAACCGCACAUUUUCCUACCGAGAGGACAUAGCCAGUCCCCUGAGGAUCCCAUACCAGAUACUCGCAGGGGAGCGUCCACGCUUCAGAAAAUACAUAUCCAUAGGAAUAUCUUCAGUGAGAAGAAAGAAAGAGAACUACCUGCUGGGAACGCUGCGGUCCGUUUUCCAGCAGUCCCGUGAGUCGGAUGUUGAGGACAUGGUCCUGGUGGUCUACCUGGCCGACUGGGACCCGGCGGCCCGAGAGCAGACCGCGCGGGAGGUGUCGGACCGGUUCCGAGGGCAACUGGCCGCCAGGCGCCUGCUCCUGAUCGCCUCCCCGCGGGCGGCCUACCCGACCCUGGAGGGCCUGAAGCGCAACUACGGCGACUCGGAGGACCGGGUGCGGUACCGCUCCAAGCAGAACGCGGACUACGCCUUCCUGUCCAACUUCUGCACGGGCCUGGCCCGCCACCACCUGGUCCUGGAGGACGACGUGCGCUGCGCCAGGAACUUCCUGCUGUCCGUCCGGAGGAAGGUGGAGGCCUCCUCCCGGCCCUGGACCACCAUGGCCUUCUCCAAGCUGGGCUACAUCGGGAAGCUGUACCACGGCUCCGACCUGCCCGCGCUGGCCCGCUUCCUCCUGCUGUUCUACGACGAGAUGCCCUGCGACUGGCUGCUGGACCACUUCUUCCGCUCCAAGGCCCAGGGGGAGCUGCUCCGCGUGCGGCCCUCCCUCUUCCAGCACGUGGGCUCCUUCUCCUCCUUCCGAGGGGGCGCCAACUCGCUCAAGGACGACGAGUUCCGGGAGCGGGCCGGCCCCUCCGGGGACAACCCCCCGGCCGCGGUGUCCACGGACAUGGAGGCCUUCGAGGGGAACACCCUGGAGGCGGCCUACGAGGGGCUCGGCUUCUUCUGGGGCCGGCGGGUGGCCAACGGGAGCCACGUCUCCGUGCGCUUCAGGGAGCCGGCGGCGCUCCGGAGGGUGCGGGUCCUGACGGGCUCCCCGGAGCACAGCGGGGACGUCCUGAGGGCGGGGCUGGCCGAGGUGGGCUGGGCGGGGGCCCGCGGAGGGAGCCUCGACGCCUGCCAGACGUACCGCAAAAUAGGGCGUUUCGUGAACGGGACUCUGGACGUGGAAGGGCCGGGUUUGGGGGUCAGAGGGCCCGUGGACUGCCUGAGGGUACGGGUCACUGAAGAUCAGAAAGAGUGGCUUAUCCUCCAAGACCUCAGCGUUUGGAUAGAGAAGACAGGCAAUGCAACCGUCAAAGAGCCAACAAAAUGA